AAUCUUAAGAGAGCGAAACUGAAAGGGACGAGGACAGAAUCACAUGACCCGGCGCGUCUUUGUCAGUGUGUUUGUGUUUGUGUUCGUUAGUGUGAAGGAGAAUGACACACACGGCUUCAGGCAGAGCAGGGAUGGAUCACGGGGAGGAGUUUGUGGAUAUCCUGGAGGAGAGGAGGCGCAGCUGCGACCUCGGCCAUGCCCUCAGGACCUUCAAUCCGCACCCCUACCAAGGAGGGCCGCCCUGCUCCACGGCUGAGCUCAACAAAGCCGUGCUGGAGUCCCAGUAUCUCCGCUUCGUGGCCGAGGAGAUAGCCAUGGAGACGGGGUCGUCGGUGGUGGAGGUGAGGGAACAGGCUCGCAAGCUUCUGGAGGAAAUGUCUCAAAACCUGCAGCUGAGCUCUAUCCGGCUGAUGAGCUACACCAUCACCAAGGUGGCCAAGAGGCUCUUCAGCAGCAUCUACGUCAACAUGGAGGGCCUGAACAAGCUCCAAAAAGCCACCCAGGAGACGCCUGUCAUCCUGAUGCCCAAUCACAAGAGCUACCUGGACUUCUUAGUCAUCUCCUACAUCCUGUUCACCUACGACAUCCCUGUUCCUGUUAUCGCUUCAGGAAUUCGUCUUGCAGGGAUGAAGAUGGUGGGAGAGAUCCUGCGUCGCUCUGGGGCGUUUUUCAUCCGCCGCGCCAUUGGCUCUGACAAGCUGUACUGGGCAGUGCUGUCGGAAUAUGUCAAAACCAUUGUCAGGUCAGGAUACGCUCCCAUGAAGUUUUACGUGGAAGGGUGGAGGAGUCGCACAUUGAAGUCGCUGACUCCGAAGUUAGGUAUGAUGCACAUGGUGCUGGAGCCCUACUUUAAGAGUGAGGUGUUUGACAUCACACUGGUUCCCAUCAGCAUCAGCUACGACAGGGUGCUGGAGGAGUCGCUGCAUGCCCACGAGUUGCUGGGUGUCCCCAAGCCCAAAGAAACCACCACAAGUCUGCUGAAGUCCACCAAAGUGCUCCAGGAAGAUUACGGCGCCAUGCACGUGAACUUCGGCCAGCCGAUAUCAGUCAGACAGAUGUGUGAGGGCAAGAUCAACCGCUGCCAGUACAACCUCACACCCAGGGAUCUGCCUCAGAAGCCCACUGAGGAGGCUCAGGCCUGUGUGAGCUGGCUGGCUCAUCUCAUGGUGCGGGUCCAGGACGAGGGCUCUGUGAUCAGCCCGUGGUCUCUGAUGGCCUGCAUGUUGCUCCAGGCUCCGAUCACAGCGCUAACGGUGGAGGGCCUGCUGUGGCAUCAGCUCACUGGAAAGACCCUCUGGCUCAGGAAGCUGGUGCUGGACUGCGGAGCUCGUCUGAACUGGCCUGCACAAACCCCUGACUCGGACGUGAUGUCCUCCGCCGUGGCCCUCCAUCGCUCCUUAGUUCAUCAGAAAGCCGGGCGUGUCUACCUGGUUCAGGAGGAGGAGCCGGCGAGGAGGCAUCCAAUCAGCCCACAGGAGAGGGUGAUGAGGACGGCGUCCGCGGUGCUGAUGCUGGCCUCCUACAGGAAUCAGUCGCUGCACGUUUUUGUGCGUCCGGCCCUGGUCGCCACGGCCUUACACAUCACAGAGAGCACACAGAGGGACGAGCUCUUCGCCUUCUACUGCUUCCUGCAGGAGCUCUUCUCCUACGAGUUCGUCUCCAUCCCGGGCGAGUUGUCUCAGGAUUUUGAGGAGGCGUGUUCCCUCCUGAAGAAAUGUGGAGCCGCCCACAUCAACCAGCAGGAAGUGACACCUUCAGAGGGGGGGAUGGAGACGUUAUCGUUCCUGUGGGCUCUCAUUCAACCCUUCAUAGACUCAUACCAGGUGAUGCUCAGGUACCUCUGUGAAGAAGGCGUUCAGGUGCUCACAGAGAAACAGUUCCUACCUGCGGUUAGAAGCCUGGCUACAAGGCUCAUCAUCUCAGGUGAGCUAGACACCUAUGAGGCCCUCUCAUCGGACACCCAGAAAAACCUAUUGCUGGCCCUGCGGCGGCUGGAGGCUGUGACAAAGUCCAGGGCCUCAGAGGAGAACGAAUUCAACGUGAACACAGCUGCCGUCAUAACAAUUGCAGACGUGCUUUCUGGGAAAAUCCCUCCCCAGAUGCUCCAGACGACACCUGACGCAAGACUUUAGUCUCCGUUUGGAACGGAUCCAUCUUCUGGAAUCAGCCCCUAGUCCUGUUAACCUCCUCCUCACCUUCGGUCUGUGCCUUUUCUGCAGCCAUCACCAAUACAACUGCUGAGACAAAAUAUAUCUAUUCAGGAUACGUAGCUUUGCUGCUUUCCAAUCAGUCUGUGGGUUCUCGUUCUCAACCCUAACUUGUCUAAAAGAACAGGGCUAAGAUAAAACACAAAAAAGUGACAUUAUUGCUGAUUUUUUUUAUGGCUAUCAGAGAGAUAAACAUUUUUAGAGAGACACAAAUGUUUGUCUUGGCCUCUAACUUUGACGUACUGAAUGACUAACUUACUUGUCUUAAUAUAUUUGUAGCAUUCUGUCUUUGAUUAAUUAUUUAUUGACAUGCUGACAUAGUAGGUGCAGGUAGAUAGUACCAACUCAACUAUGUACAAACGUCCAUGUAGCGAUCAAGGUCUAAUUACAAUAACGAUGUCAAAUCAAUUAGU
Messenger RNA from Platichthys flesus (European flounder), 2620 nucleotides. RefSeq names its product dihydroxyacetone phosphate acyltransferase-like. The coding region runs from base 102 to 2132 and encodes 676 amino acids. Gene Ontology annotation, biological process: ether lipid biosynthetic process. NCBI's taxonomy places the organism in Eukaryota, Metazoa, Chordata, Actinopteri, Pleuronectiformes, Pleuronectidae. The record is from RefSeq and is a predicted model, not a curated record. Gene Ontology annotation, cellular component: mitochondrial membrane; peroxisomal membrane. Gene Ontology annotation, molecular function: glycerone-phosphate O-acyltransferase activity. The transcript is spliced from 16 exons.